This is a messenger RNA of Owenia fusiformis, 777 nucleotides long. NCBI's taxonomy places the organism in Eukaryota, Metazoa, Annelida, Polychaeta, Sabellida, Oweniidae. The record is from the annotation of a GenBank genome assembly.
UAGACUUACAUUUAUGUUCAAAGUGCAAUGUGGAAAUGUACCUCAUUAUGUUUCAACAAUUUUUGACAAAUACAAAAAAACAAAUAUCAGAGAUGUUCGUAAUGUAAUACCUUUUCAAGUUCCACUACGUCGCUCAAGAAUACGCUCUAGAUCUCCCACCUUCUUGUGUAUGACUGAGUUCAACGGAUUGAGCUCCAAGAUUAGAAACUGUGAUACAAUCAAGACUUUUAAGAAUAAUAUUAGUCAAUUGUUCUUAAAUAAUGAUAUUAUAUUGGCAUCAGAGUUGGGCAUUAAUAGGGCUGACGAGAUAUAUUUGAAUAGAAUAAGAGUUGACCUCAUAUUUAAUGCUCACCUUCAUGCCCAUAACUUUGUCAAUGUAAACUCACCUGAAUGUAUAUGUGGUGACAAAAGUGAAACAACAAAACAUGUAAUAUUUUCUUGUCCUAUUCGACAACCAUUCUACAUAAGCUUUGAACAGAAGCUUUUUGAUUUACUUCCGAACUACAGGCAUUUAUGCAAAAAUAGACAAGAUAAACUUGACUUAUUUCUCUUUGGUCACCCAUCUCUUUCUCUUAGUAAGAACCAUGAAAUACUUGCAUCCAGUGCUCUGUUUAUCAGACAGUGUUUCGAAAGACCCCAGGCAGUUUAAGCCUUUUACCAUUUAGGCUUACAAUUUUUAUUUUUUACCCCUUUAUAUAAGUAUUCUAGAUGUGGCUAAUAAUGCUUUAAGCCCAGCCGCAGGACUAUAUUGUACUGUUAUAUUAUAUAAAUGAAUAA